AUGGUUGCAUUCACAGGGCGAUGCAAGGGGGACAAGAUGCUGACUGUGGGGUUGGUCAUUCUGGUGUGGAUCCUCUAUUUCAAGAUGUCCUGGCCUGACAGCACCAUCUUUCGGCCACCAGCACCCCGCCCUGCAUCUAAAUCUGCCUCCGUGUCCACAGAAUCUCCCUCCCUCUUGUACUCUCUCCCUCAGGAGCUUGCCAACCUGACCCAUCUUCUGUUCUGGCCUCCAACCCCAGGAGAUGGGGGGAACCUUUUGGCUUCCACCAGCCCCCGGACCUCUACCUACCACCUGAGGGGUCCUGCCCAGGCCACUUAUGCCCUAGGAGGCUACCUGGAGGCCAUCCUUGUGGCCAGAGACCAUCGGGGCAAGCCCAAGACCCACGGCGGGGAUCUGUUUCGGGUACAGCUGUUGAGUCCUGACUUGAAGGCAGGGGUUCCUGGGGAUGUCCAGGAUCUGGAGAAUGGCACAUACCUGCUGUUCUUCCCCCUGCUCUGGGCUGGGCAGGCCCAGGUGCAAGUGCGGCUGAUCCACUCCAGUGAGGCAAUUGGGGUUCUGCGAAGAAUCUGGAGAGAGAAAAGGGCCACAAUUGAUUUCAGAGGGUAUUUCCGGGGACCUACAGGAACUGAAGAGACUGUGAUUUGCAAUGUUGACCCCCAGGCAACUGGAGCAACAGGGCCUAUCUGCCAGUACAGAGAUGUGGAUUCGGGUGAGCUCUGGUUCUGUGCUCAACCCCCUACCCUGCCCUGCAACUCUUUAGUUGGGCAUUCGAGUGGGCAUUACUUGAAUGUGACUACACUACAUGAUGAGGCCCUGCUGGCAUGGAAAGUGACAGACAAGGUGCUCCCUCGGGGCAUUUCUCCAAUCCAGAUCAGAAUGGGAGCCCUAGAGAACAGCAACCUGGCCCUGCUCCCACGACGCCCAUGCCGUCCUGGGCUCCCGUCUGUAAAGCCCUCUGGCUUCUACCACCGAGACGUGUGGCACUCGCUGUCCUGCUCUAGCCGCUCCUUCUCUACUGUGGAUAACAUCCUGGGCUGCCUGGCUGGCCGCAUUGUCCACAUGAUGGGAGACUCCACGCUUCGGCAGUGGUGGGAGUAUCUGCUGCACACUGUGCCCUCCCUGAAGCCGGUGGAUCUACAUGUCCCAUAUCAGACAGGGCCUCUGAUGGCCGUGGAGACAAAUCGGGGCAUAGUGCUGAACUGGCGGGCCCACAGCUGGCCCCUGCGCUCCCGCCGCACACCAGUGGCCUCCCUGCACUCUGUGGUCCGGGAGCUGGGGGGCCUGGCCGGGGGCCCCCAAACCGUGGUGGUGCUGGGGCUGGGCGCUCACUUCACCACCUUCCCUCCAUCCAUCUUUGUGCGAAGACUGGCAGGGAUCCGGGCAGCUGUGGCUGCGCUGCUGGCCCGGGAGCCCCACACUCUCGUGGUCAUCAAGCUGGCCAACACCGGCUACAAGUCUGUGUAUGGCAGUGACUGGUUCACCCUCCAAAUGAACCGGCUCCUCCAAGCUGCCUUUGCUGACCUCCGCGUGGCCUUUGUGGAUGCCUGGGAAAUGACCUCCAGCCUGGCGCUGCCUGACAGCAUCCACCCUGGGCAACUCAUUGUCCGUAAUGAGGUGGACUUUCUCCUCUCCUUCAUCUGUCCGACCUGA
Molecule: messenger RNA, 1650 nt
Organism: Pteropus alecto (black flying fox)
Lineage: Eukaryota; Metazoa; Chordata; Mammalia; Chiroptera; Pteropodidae
Product: NXPE family member 3
Exons: 5
Coding region: 1-1650 (549 amino acids)
Source: RefSeq, a predicted model, not a curated record